Parnassius apollo (apollo) is the source of this 420-nucleotide messenger RNA. Lineage: Eukaryota; Metazoa; Arthropoda; Insecta; Lepidoptera; Papilionidae. The record is from the annotation of a GenBank genome assembly.
AUGGAAAAUACUGACGCGCCCUCUUCUAUAAACCUUGGGAAACUUAUUCGCGGAAGCGCAACAAGACUAUCGGAAAAAAUGGCGACGACAGAAGGCGGUCUGGCGCCAGGUAGCGAUGACAUGCCAGUGGGCGGACCGAAGACGCCCCAGCAAAUCGCCGCCCAGCGUCGCCUACAGCAGACACAGGCGCAGGUCGAUGAGGUGGUCGAUAUUAUGAAAACAAACGUCGAAAAGGUACUGGAGCGAGAUCAAAAGCUUUCGGAAUUAGAUGACAGAGCAGACGCACUUCAGCAGGGCGCUUCACAGUUCGAACAGCAAGCUGGAAAACUGAAAAGCAAAUUCUGGUUGCAAAAUUUAAAGAUGAUGAUUAUCGCUGCUGUAAUUGGAAUCAUCAUUUUGGCUCUUAUCAUCGGUCUGUAA